GAGACCGUCAAUUCGACGCUUCGUUUGUGUGACGAAAAUAAGCGGAUUUUAUGUUGAAAAACAUUUCUUUUUAAAAAAAUAGUUCAAUUUAUUUGGCUAGAACAAUGGAUAAAAGUUUUGAGAUGAAGAUUGACGAAGAACUCGUCGAUGAUGGCUGGGGACGGCACAAGGUGGACGAUGAAAUGGAACAUACGGAUGAGCCCAUGGAAAAUCCACAAGAAGUCAUUGACGAAUGUUUGUCAAAGUUUUGCACAUCGGAUUAUAUUAUGGAGCCGGGCAUUUUUACACAACUCAAAAGAUAUUUUCAAGCCGGCGGCACUCCAGAACAAGUUAUUAAUCAACUGUCACAAAACUAUACGGCCGUUGCUCAAAUGGCCAAUUUAUUAGCCGAAUGGUUAAUUUUGGCCGGUGUUUGUGUUACAGAUGUACAAGCUAUGGUGGAAAAUCACUUGAAAGACAUGAUUUUACGUACAUUCGAUCCGAAAAAAGCCGAUACCAUUUUCACCGAAGAGGGAGAGACACCAGCCUGGUUGACCGAAAUGGUUGAACAUCACACGUGGCGUUCAUUAAUUUAUCGUUUAGCCGAAGAGUAUCCAGACUGUUUGAUGCUGAAUUUUACGAUAAAAUUGAUAUCAGAUGCUGGAUUUCAAAGUGAAAUCACUUCCAUAUCAACGGCUGCACAACAAAUCGAAGUUUAUUCACGUGUACUCAAAACAUCUAUAAUAAAAUUCCUAACAAAUCCAGACGAUGUACAGAGAAAUAUCGAAGAAUGCGCAAGAAUGGUGUGCCAUGGCCAACACACGUAUGUGUAUAGUCAGGUGUUGAUUCAAGUAUUGUCUCAGGAACCAAAAGGUGGAUUCAAUAUGAAACGCUUAUCUCAGGAAAUUACCAAAUAUGCACUUCAAAAUAACCACAAUGUGACACCAAUCACAAUGACUUUGAAUGGUUCGGCAGCAUAUCCACAAGCAUGUCAGGCGUUAACAUCAAUGUUAUCGCGAAAUACAUUAAAUCCAGCCGACAUAACCGUUUUGUUUCGAAAUUAUUCGGCAUCCGAUUCGCCACCAAUUGAUUUAAUUCGAAAUCCACAAUUUUUGGAUCUUUUGGUUGACUCACUGUUUCGCACCGGUGUCAAAAUCAAUCCAGAGCACAAAAGCAAAUACAUUUAUUUGUUGGCAUAUGCGGCCAGUGUGUGCGAAACAUACACAAAAAAGGGCAAUAAACGAAAUAUCAAUAAAGAUGAAUUGAAGGGCACCAUGCAAGCCAUUGAGAAAGUGCACGGAAUAUGCAACGUUAAUCUCGGCUCAACGGAAUUAAUUGCCGAAUUGCAAACACUGUACGAGUGUAUUCGAUUUCCAGUUGUUGGUGUUGGUGUUAUUCGUUGGGUUGAAAAUACGGUCACCGAUCAUUCAUAUUUCAAACUGUCCACCGACAGUUGUCCCAUGCAUUUAGCCAUACUGGACGAAGUGGCCAACGUUCAUUUGUCGCUUCAUCAGCAAAUCCUAAAACUUCUCAUCAAAUUAUUCGAAUCGAAACAAGAUGAAUUGGAAAUUUUGGUGCAGUUGGAAUUGAGAAAAAUGCUUUUGGAUCGUAUGAUAAAUCUACUGACGCGGGGUUGUGUUGUGCCUGUUGUUAAGUACAUCAAACAAUGCUGCCAGAAAGGCGACACAGACACAUCACUCAUUCGAUAUUUUGUAACCGAGGUUCUUGAGACGAUAACUCAUCCAUAUUCGCCGGAAUUUGUGCAACUGUUUUUACCCAUGGUGGAAAAUGAAGAAAUUAUGGGCUCAAUGAGAGGCGAAGGAGACAAUGAUCCUGUUUCAGAGUUCAUUGUUCAUUGCAAGGCCCACUACAUGACUGUGUAGCUUAAAAAUUCCUCCGACUGCUUGAAGUAGUUAUUAAUUAAUUUUACUUAUCAAUUUAAAUUGUAAGAAUCAAUACACAUUCAUCGUAAAAAAUAAAUGAUUUU
This is a messenger RNA of Contarinia nasturtii (swede midge), 1966 nucleotides long. It is a transcript of the gene TH1, whose product is annotated as negative elongation factor D. Gene Ontology annotation, biological process: negative regulation of transcription elongation by RNA polymerase II. The transcript is spliced from 10 exons. Lineage: Eukaryota; Metazoa; Arthropoda; Insecta; Diptera; Cecidomyiidae. The record is from RefSeq and is a predicted model, not a curated record. Gene Ontology annotation, molecular function: RNA binding. Bases 105 to 1862 code for a protein of 585 amino acids. Gene Ontology annotation, cellular component: nucleus; NELF complex.